AUGAAAUUCGAAAUUAGCAUAAUCAUCAGUAUUAGUUUUCCUAAUUUCGAGGGAUGUUACACAUAUAUUGGGUUUGCAGCUCUCAACGGACAUGACAUACCAGGAACUUCUGAUGAUUCUGGGAUUGAUAAUAUGCCGAAACAUCAUAGGCCAUAUACAAAAUUAUCUAAUGUUGAAGAAAAGCUGAUAAACUGCAGUCCAGCAACCAAACAUUCUAUCAAAUCCCGAAUAAAAGCAUUUCUUCCUGAAGAGAUAUACAGAAAGAAGGGUAGACAUAAGAGAAGCUCAACCUGUCCUGUAAAGUCACAACUAACACGUGUCGAUUCAGUUCAUCACUUGGAGGUUGAUCCACUUAGUGAACUGUUAUUAACUGUUGAGAGUCCUGAACCAGUUCUGGAAACCUUUCAAAACCAUCUUGCUGCGGGCACAUUGGAUGUAUUGUCACCAGUUUUCUCUGAGAAACCAAUUACCAACCAUGACAAAUGUGUAGACUGUGGUACAAUGUUUUCUAGUGACAAUUUGGAACAUUGCAAGACUCAUAAACAUCAUAAGCAAUGUACAGAUACCAAAAACUUGAGCUCUUCUGAUCAAGGUGUGCCAGAAGAGAAGUUGAUGAAUGCAAAGAUUCUUACAACUGAUGCUUCACCCCAUCUUUUCAAGGAUUUUCUUGAUGCUCUUGAUGUAAUCAACACAAACAAGGAUUUUCUAUUAAAAUAUAUACAGGAUCCAGGUUCUCCUUUGCCAUUCAACAUUCAUAAUCAACCGUCUUUUGGUAGUAAAUCAAGACGAGCCAAAUCUAUCUCAUUUCCUGUAUCUGGUUCAUCAUCAGGAAGCAAAGAUCCUGAGCCAGGCCAACUCAUAAACAAGAUGGUAGAUGACUGGUUCAAUGCAAAAGGGGAGGAGACACAGUUACAACUUCAAAGUCAGAUGCAAAACGUAUCCAUGUCUCAGUCUUCAGGUUCUUCACAAAAAGUUGAUCAAUUCCUCAAUCAAGAGAAAGAAUGGACUAAAAGAGAUUCUAAUUCUUCAACAGUUUCGUCCCAGGUUCCCAACCAUGUAAAAGCUAAGCAUUUCAAGGAUUUUAGAAAGAAGUUAAAGCAUAUAAUUGAAGAAAGCAAAAAUGAGAAGCAUCGCAUUACCAAGGAUGCGAUACUUGACAAAAUUCCUCAUGGAAAUAGGCUUUCCAAGAAUGUAAGGAAGUAUAUCCAUGACAAAUCCAAAGACCCCACAAUUAAUGAAGAAGGAAAAGACAGUGCCACAAGUGGUUAUGGUACUCGUUUCUCUAAUUCCUUCAACAAGCGUCAACUAUCAGCCAUGAGGACUUCAUCUCUAAAAGAAUCAGUUGGUAGAUAUUCUCAGCUGUAUGAGACAUGUUUCAACAGUGAAGUCAAGUUUCCAAAAAUUGAUAGCUUAAGAUUGAGAACAGAAGAGAGAAGUUCAAUACUAAAGACCCCAAAAUCCUUUAAAAGGUUUCUUUCGUUACCUAAUCUAAAAUCUUACUUCCAGCAGAGUGAAGAGCCUCCUGUUCUUUUAUCUCCCCAGGAUUCAAUAAGGAAAUAUGGAGAUAGAACCACAAACACAAGUGUUACCGAUCAGCAGAGGAGGAUUGGCGCUAAUGAAGACUCAGAGAGUCAAAUUUUGCCACCUACACUUGCUGAUAACACAAAUCAAGAAAGCACCUUGAAUGCUGACAAAAAGCAACUUUUUCUCAGAAGUGCUUCUAAAUCAGGGUUAAAUGUUGAUGAUGAGGCAAAGGCAGAUAAAAUCAUAGGAAUUGAUGGUUUAGAAAACUUGAGAGACAGUGGUCAACCUGUUUGCAAUGAACAGGAUGCUGGACCUGCAACAGAAUCUGCUACUAUGCUAGUUGAAGCAAACUCAGUGUUCUCUUCUGACAGCUUCCUAGAUGAUACAUUUGAAUUUGAGACGUUAAACGAACUUGAAGAAACAAUUUCAGAAUUAAAGCCAGGGCCGGAUGAUGGAUUGGAUAAUAUGGCUGAGCAACAAGAGGAGGUGGUUGAGAAUGGAGAGAAUUUUCAGAACCUUGGAACUCUAAGCAAACGCUUCAACUAUGAAAUUCCAUGUAUUGAAGUGGAUACAAGUAAUGAAGCUGCAUUUAAUUAUGUUAGAAAGGUUUUGGAGCUCUCUAGUUUCACUGGCAAUCAAUCCCUUGGGAUAUGGUAUUCUGAUGACCAACCAGUUGAUCCUUCAGUGUAUGAAGAAUUGGAAGGUUGCUUGCUUCUGGAUCCUGAUUGCUCUGGUAAUUGUGAUGAAGGUGGACAAUGUAAUCAUCUACUUCUUUUUGAUAUAAUCAAUGAGGGAUUGUUGGAGAUUUUUGGGAGAUCAUACAACUAUUAUCCCAGACCCUUGUCUUCGCUCUGCCAUGUUCAUCCAUUGCCAGCAGGAGACAAUGUUCUCCAUAAAGUAUGGACACUUAUUAGCUGGUAUCUGAACUCAACAUCUGAGGUUUACCCUUCAUUGGAUUACUAUGUGAGCAGAGAUCUAGCAAAAAAUGAUGGGUGGAUGAAUCUUCAAUUUGAUUCUGAAUUUGUGGGGCUUGAGCUAGAUGACUUUAUUUUUUAUGAUCUUUUGGAGGAAAUUAUCUGCACUUGA
This is a messenger RNA of Gastrolobium bilobum, 2610 nucleotides long. RefSeq names its product protein TRM32-like. The coding region runs from base 1 to 2610 and encodes 869 amino acids. NCBI's taxonomy places the organism in Eukaryota, Viridiplantae, Streptophyta, Magnoliopsida, Fabales, Fabaceae. The record is from RefSeq and is a predicted model, not a curated record. The transcript is spliced from 4 exons.